AGUAAGGAGAGAUGUCCCCUUUGCCACUGCACAAUUGAGAUCGUUUUGGAUUGAGUCACGAAAAUGUCGUUCAAGGGUGAGACUCAGGCCAAAAAGGAUAGGUGCAGAAACGACCGCGGCAGGGAAGCAGGAAAUGCAUGAGAGCCGAUCCCUGCCUUUCUACACACCCCACCCUGUACCUCGUGAUAUGUCCAAAAUGACAGUGCUGGCAACCACUCGGGGUUUGCCUGCUCUCUAAUCAUUCAAUGUUAUUCCAGGUUUUCUGCCUUUUCAACCGUCAGCUUUGACGUCUCCCAACUUUGCAGGUGCAGCUCACUGCUUUCCCUCUUCCCCAUCCAAAAUGGCUCGCAUGAACUUGGGCGCCGCAUGCCUGGCAGCUCUUCUUGUGGCGGUGUGCGUGCUGGCCGUUUCGCCUGCGGCGGUUGGAGCUGAAGAAACCCAUACCAUCUACAACCCAGUUGACAUGUUCCUCAGCAUGUUCCAGACAAACACUGCCCGCGAGAACGCCGACGUUUCGCCUUCCAGAGUCUUCCUCCCAAUGCUCUUCCCUCCUCCAGUUCCCCCUCAGCCUCAGAACGUGUACCACAAGCACGUCCACCACCUGCCCAAGAAGCCACACCACAAGCCCCACGGCCACCCCGAGUCUCACCCUCAGUACCCCCCCUUCCACCCCCCUCAGCCAAGGUAUUUCUAAAGGGAGCCAUUAUGAUUAAAGCACAUCCAGGUCGUUUCCAUGCUCAUCGCCACGAGUGAUGUGCGUGUACGUGAGCGUGUUGUCUCGUGCGUGUGGCCCGAAGCCAUACUGCAACUUUUUUCUGAAUAAACCGGUACUAC
This is a messenger RNA of Toxoplasma gondii ME49, 834 nucleotides long. RefSeq lists its product as hypothetical. The record is from RefSeq and is a predicted model, not a curated record. The transcript has a single exon. Lineage: Eukaryota; Apicomplexa; Conoidasida; Eucoccidiorida; Sarcocystidae. Bases 341 to 694 code for a protein of 117 amino acids.